UCCACCGUCCCCUUGCGUUCCCCCUAUCUCCUCCCCCCAUGCACUCCUCUCCUCCUUGCCUCCAUCAUCAUCCUCAUCAUCAUCAUCAUCAUCAUCAUCAUCUCCUCCCAUCCUCUUGUGGAGUGCGACGUGCGGAGAGAAGCUCUGCCAUCCUGGAGCAACCUGCAGCAGCUGAGCAGUGAUGAUGGCCCCUUUGGUGCCGGCUUCCUGCUAGCGGAGGAGCGAGCGAAGGAGAGCAGUACGAGCGUCCAAGACACAGCCUCCGCUGGCACCGGCGACUCCAGUGAGAAAGACAGCGGGAAAGAGCGAGGGAACGUGAGAGAGCAAGAGAGAGAGUGCUCAGAGGAGAGGGAGAGAGAGAGAGGGGGAAACGGCUGAGAACAGUCGAUGGAUGCUGUCCGGAUUGAAGGGGCAGCACGUUCUUCACUGACGAGGAAGGGAACGAUUUCAAAAUUGAGUCGAAGGAUAGAAACUCGCCGUCAGGCAUGGUGUGUGAGAAGGGGAUCCAGAUCCUCCUCACCACCGUGGGGGCAUUCGCUGCCUUCGGCCUGAUGACGGUGGCCAUAGGGACGGACUAUUGGCUGUACUCCCGUGCCCUCAUCUGCAACAGCACAGCCAACGUCACCCAGGAUGACCCUCAUAACAAGGACAAGAAGGACCCGGGGGCGCUCACCCACUCUGGACUCUGGAGGAUAUGCUGCCUCGAAGGAGUAAAGCGAGGAGUGUGUUCUCAGAUCAACCACUUCCCCGAGGAUGCGGACUUUGACCAUGAUGGGGCCGAGUAUGUCCUACGUGUGGUGAGGGCUUCCAACAUCUUCCCCAUCCUCAGUGCCAUCCUGCUACUAUUAGGAGGCGUGUGCAUUGCUGCUAGCCGUUUCUAUCGGCGCAAACGGAACAUCAUCCUGGGAGCGGGGAUUCUGUUUGUGGCUGCAGGUCUGAGCAACAUCAUCGGCGUGAUUGUAUACAUCUCGGCGGCACUGGGCGACAUCUCUCCCAAGAAGGACGAGGACAAGAAGUGGCAGUACUCAUACGGUUGGUCCUUCUAUUUCGGCGGUCUGUCCUUUAUCAUGGCCGAAAUGGUGGGCGUGCUAGCGGUCAACAUCUACAUCGAGAAGAACAAGGAGCUGCGGUGCCGCUCUCGCACCGACAUCUUCAAGAGCACCACGCACGCCAUGCUGCGCCUUCCCAGCUACCGCUUCCGCCGCAGGUCCCGCUCUUCGUCGCGCUCCACCGACCCCUCCCGCUCCCGAGACCCUUCGCCGGUGGGGGGCGGCGUGGGGAAGAACUUCGGCCUGCCGCCGUCAGCGCUGCUCUCCCAGGGCCCCAUCUCGGUGUCCACGCUGCCCAACCCGCACUCGCGCUCCCACACGGCCCUGGCCGGAGGCGACAUCUCGCUCUACACGCUGUCCCGCGACCCCAAGCUGGGGGUUCUGCCGCCCAUGUACGGUACGGUGGAUCGCGCCACGCUCUACCAGCUCCACAACUGCUUUCCCAAGGAUGGCGUCGGGGGCGGCAGCGGCGGGGGCGUGAUGAUGAGCGGCACGCUGCCCUCACUCAAGUCCCACAACCCUUCCAACUCUUCCAACUCCAACGUGCCAAUGUCCAACUCAGUGGGCUCCGGACCGGCCGCCUUCACCUCGGACAGGGAGCGAGGGAUGGGCACUCUGGACAGGCUGAAGGGAGACAGAGAGAACAACUCCAACACCCUCAAUAGGAAGACCACACCUGUGUAAGGGGGGGCACGGAGUAGCGGUCGUGCAGUACAGCGGAAAUGUUAAUCUCUCCCUUCGCAACAACAAGAAGAGUACAGUAGUAUCAGAGCGAUAAUAACAACAACAAUGAACUCUCACAACAAAACUAUUUUGAUAUUUCCACAUGCUAGAAAUGAUUUAUUUUGUUAACGAUCAACAUGCAAACUAACCUCGGGCUACUAUGAAAAUUGUUACCUUGUGCAAUAUUACCACUAAUUUACCAGACCUGCGUUAGCGUCGAUUGUUGUUGUGAUUAUUCUUUGCGUUAUUACUAGGGAUGGGCAUAACAAACCAUUCGUGGCCAAUCUUGAAUCUUGAAUCGUGACUCGAAACAAGCGAGUCAAAAUGGCGAGCGCUGUGGCAACCCCUUUGAGCAUUUAUUCAAUAUACUUGAGAUGCAGUUUAAAGGUCCAUGUAUUACUAUCCUCUUUGUCCUCACGAGUAAGACAUUUCAGUGCGCUAGUAGAAUGCCUCUGUCUUACUUACUAAAGUAAAUUGCACUUACUUACUAAAUUGCACUACUAGUGCUACUUUUGGCCUCCUAGUAUGACCUUAAGCUAGAUAUCAAAAUAUCAGAUAAAUGCUUAACCCUGGGCAGAUUUCAUUGACAUGGCAACCCAAAAAGGCUAAAAUCUGAUUGGACAAAAUACACUACUGGGAGCAGUAUAGCCAACAGAAACACUAUGAAAUGAAGAGAAUAGAAUGGUAGAAAUAAAUGAAUAUCAUUUUUUGGAACAAAUGUUAGAAUGUGUUACUAAAAUGGACACCAAAAAAAAGCCAAAGAAAAAGCCAAAUAAUCAUAAGUCACAUGAGAUUUGUUGACGUCACGACUUUACUACCGUUGCGCAUCGUGGAUGAAGGAAACGUGUUGGAAUGGCCAUCCCUACUAGUUCCAACCUCGCUGCGUCGUCUGGAGUGAACUUUUCCUUGUUGCUGACUUUUACUGUGAUUUUUUUUAUUUUUGGGGGGACAAGCAACGUGUUACUGUAUCCAGCAUGAGUGUGCACAAAAUCUUUAAAGGAGUGAAUGAUUUCUUAUGACUCACCGGCCAACUCGUACGACAUUGAUUUUUUUUUUCUGAUAUGAAUACUGUAAAUUGUCUUCCAACAAUAGCGAUAAAAAAAGUGAUGCAACAAUAACGACUUGGUUUUGGCCUCUGUUCGUCUUCUUUCCAUUCUGAAAUCCGUGUUAACAGUACUUCUUGUAGCGCUAGUCGUAUUGGAGAUGUUUGUUCUUCGGGCAUUAAUGACAACCUCUCAUUUGAGAGGGGAGAAAACAUGAAAUAUGUACAGAACCAGGUUCAACGUGACUGCCUGAGUAAAAAAAAAAGGAAAAAAAAAAGGUUAAUAAAAAAUAAAACAAUCCUUUUUCUAUGAGUCCCAAAGUGACACUUCAUUUUCAGUGGCAAAAAAAAUAAAUAAAUCAUCAUGUAAAUGUGGGUUUUAGAGGGUCAUUUAAAAAAAUAAAAGAAAAAAAGAAAACUUGUACAUUGUAAUUUAUGCAUACAUAUAUUUGUAAAUUCUAUAAACAAAAAUGAGCUUUUGUUACUUGGACUCUUACUUGGUGGUUUACCUCAUUAGCCCCUCCGUGACCCUUUGACCUGCCCCCCGCCUUUCGUAAUCAUUGACGGUAAACUCCCCAAAGAUUUUCACUGUGCUUCCUCGCUCCUCUUCUCUUGAAUGAAGGUGAUGAGAAUGUAAGCAGCCCUACACACUCUUCUUCUCUUUUCUCUUCUCAAAGAUGCAACCACCAAACUUAAAAACAAAACAAAAAAAACAAAGGAAACGCUUCCAAAUUUUUUGAAUUUCUUUGGCGACGUUCUCGGGAAAAAAAACAUGAUAAAGAUGCACACAGAGAGCAUUUAUGUGGGCAAUAUGAAUCAUAUGUAGUAGAUAUAUAGAGACAAAUGAUUAUGGUUUAUCUAAAUGUGUGAUAAACUCAAACACUGUAUUGCACGAAGUUUAUAAAAAAAAUAUUGAA
This is a messenger RNA of Phycodurus eques (leafy seadragon), 3731 nucleotides long. It is a transcript of the gene cacng8b, whose product is annotated as calcium channel, voltage-dependent, gamma subunit 8b. Gene Ontology annotation, molecular function: channel regulator activity; voltage-gated calcium channel activity. Lineage: Eukaryota; Metazoa; Chordata; Actinopteri; Syngnathiformes; Syngnathidae. Gene Ontology annotation, biological process: postsynaptic neurotransmitter receptor diffusion trapping; neurotransmitter receptor internalization; calcium ion transport. The record is from RefSeq and is a predicted model, not a curated record. Gene Ontology annotation, cellular component: postsynaptic density membrane; AMPA glutamate receptor complex. Bases 486 to 1733 code for a protein of 415 amino acids. The transcript has 6 exons.